AUGGAGAACAGGACGAAGGUGGCAGCCUUCCUCCUGCUGGGCCUGACCGACGACCCCCGCCUGUGGCUGCCCCUCUUCCUCGCCUUCCUGCUCAUCUACGCCAUCACUGUGCUUGGGAACCUGGGCUUGGUCCUGCUGAUCCUGCUGGACCCGCGUCUGCAGAGCCCCAUGUACUUCUUCCUCGGGAACCUGGCGCUGGUGGACUUCUGCUCCUCCUCUGCGGUCACUCCCACGGUCAUGGCUGGGCUGCUUACGGGAAACAAGGUCAUUUCCUACAACGCCUGUGCUGCUCAGAUGUUCCUGUUUGCAGCCCUCAUUGGUGUGGAAAAUUAUCUGCUUGCUGCCAUGGCCUAUGACCGCUACGCGGCAGUGUGUAGGCCCCUGCACUACAGCACCACCAUGACCACCACUGUGUGCAUAGGUCUUAUUGUAGGCUGCUAUUUCUGCUCCUUCUUGAAUGCCUGCAUCAGUGUUGGGGACAUAAUGAGCCUCUCCUUUUGCGGCUCCAAUGUGGUCCACCACUUUUUCUGCGAUGGCCCAGCAGUCAUGGCUCUGUCCUGCUCUGACAAACACGUUAGCGAGCUGGUUCUUGUUUAUCUUGUGAGCUUCCAUAUAUUUUUUGCCAUCUUGGUUAUCUCAAUGUCCUACAUCUUCAUUUUUGGCACCAUCCUGAGGAUGCACUCGGCUGCCGGAUAUCACAAGGCCCUGUCCACCUGUGCCUCCCACUUCACAGCCGUCUCCAUCUUCUACGGGACCACGAUGUUCAUGUACCUGCAGCCGACGUCCAGCCACUCCAUGGACACUGAUAAAAUCGCCUCUGUGUUCUACACCAUGGUCAUCCCCAUGCUGAACCCCCUGGUCUACAGCCUGAGGAACAAGGAGGUCAGUAGUGCCUUCUUAAAAGUCAAGAAUACACUCAUUCGCUUGAGGCCCGGUAUGUCACAGGGUUUUGAUUGUAAGUUUCUGAGGUGA
Messenger RNA from Octodon degus (degu), 972 nucleotides. Its product is annotated as olfactory receptor 5B3-like. Lineage: Eukaryota; Metazoa; Chordata; Mammalia; Rodentia; Octodontidae. The record is from RefSeq and is a predicted model, not a curated record. Gene Ontology annotation, molecular function: G protein-coupled receptor activity; olfactory receptor activity; odorant binding. Gene Ontology annotation, cellular component: membrane. Gene Ontology annotation, biological process: sensory perception of smell; G protein-coupled receptor signaling pathway. The coding region runs from base 1 to 972 and encodes 323 amino acids. The transcript has a single exon.